Messenger RNA from Nycticebus coucang (slow loris), 6938 nucleotides. It is a transcript of the gene ETNK1, whose product is annotated as ethanolamine kinase 1. NCBI's taxonomy places the organism in Eukaryota, Metazoa, Chordata, Mammalia, Primates, Lorisidae. The transcript has 8 exons. Gene Ontology annotation, biological process: phosphatidylethanolamine biosynthetic process. The record is from RefSeq and is a predicted model, not a curated record. Bases 285 to 1376 code for a protein of 363 amino acids. Gene Ontology annotation, molecular function: ethanolamine kinase activity. Gene Ontology annotation, cellular component: cytoplasm.
GCGUCAGGCCAGUCCCGGCAUGCUCCGCGGCCGCCCGCGGUGGAGCGCCGACAAGAGGACUCUCCCCCGUGAGCGGCCCAGCUCAAUUCAGCUGCUGUCCAGACUUGGCCGGCUAUAGGGCCUCCUCCAGUCUUUCUCCUACAGCUCGCCCGCCCGUCCGAGCGCCCCCAGCCCUCCCGUGAGGGCGCCCCGGGACGGAAGGGACCACCAGCCUGUCGGCGCCCGCAGUUCUCGUGGUCGCCGUCGCCGUCGUUGUUGUGGUAGUCUCCGCCGUCGCCUGGGCCAUGGCCAAUUACAUCCACGUCCCGCCCGGCUCCCCGGAGGUGCCCAAGCUGAACGUAACGGUUCAGGAUCAGGAGGAACAUCGCUGCCGGGAAGGGGCCCUGAGGCUCCUGCAACACCUGCGGCCCCACUGGGACCCCCAGGAGGUAACCCUGCAGCUCUUCACAGAUGGAAUCACAAAUAAACUUAUUGGCUGUUAUGUGGGUGAUACCAUGGAAGAUGUAGUACUGGUGAGAAUUUAUGGCAAUAAGACUGAGUUGUUAGUUGAUCGAGAUGAGGAAGUAAAGAGUUUUCGAGUGUUGCAGGCUCAUGGCUGUGCACCACAACUGUAUUGUACCUUCAAUAAUGGACUGUGCUAUGAGUUUAUACAAGGAGAAGCAUUGGAUCCGCAGCAUGUCUGCAACCCUGCCAUCUUCAGGCUAAUAGCUCGUCAGCUUGCUAAAAUUCAUGCUAUCCAUGCACACAAUGGCUGGAUUCCCAAAUCUAAUCUAUGGCUAAAGAUGGGAAAAUAUUUCUCUCUCAUUCCCACAGGAUUUGCAGAUGAAGACAUCAAUAAAAGGUUCCUAAGUGAUAUCCCAAGCCCUCAGAUUCUUCAGAAAGAGAUGACUUGGAUGAAGGAGAUUCUUUCUAACCUGGGCUCACCUGUUGUGCUUUGCCAUAAUGACCUAUUGUGUAAGAAUAUAAUCUACAAUGAGAAACAAGGUGAUGUACAGUUCAUUGAUUAUGAAUAUUCUGGAUACAACUACCUGGCAUAUGAUAUUGGAAAUCAUUUCAAUGAAUUUGCAGGUGUGAGUGAUGUAGACUAUAGUCUCUAUCCGGAUAGAGAGCUGCAGAGUCAGUGGCUGCGUUCUUACCUCGAAGCCUACAAAGAGUAUAAGGGCUUUGGGACCGAAGUUACUGAAAAGGAAGUAGAAAAACUCUUCAUUCAAGUCAAUCAGUUUGCAUUGGCUUCUCAUUUCUUUUGGGGAUUGUGGGCUUUGAUACAAGCCAAAUACUCUACGAUUGAGUUUGAUUUCCUAGGGUAUGCAAUUGUUCGUUUUAACCAGUACUUUAAAAUGAAGCCAGAGGUUACUGCAUUAAAAGUGCCUGAGUAAAGAAGAGAUUCAAUUAUUCUCAAGUAGCUGAGCAGUGCUUGUGAAUCUUUUCUUAAGAAAUUCCAAAAAGCCAAUAUUUGUUAAAAUUCUGUUAUUUAAUUGGUUAUUUUGCUUUACAAAUUAUGCCUCUAAGCAAUCUAUUUUUUACAUGGACUGAUGUCAAGAAAUAUACCUAUUGUUAUCAGUAUGUGGUGGAUUAAAAAUUUGUUAAAUCUACAAAGGUAUAAAGAUAUCAGUUUAACCUUUGUUUGAUAAUUUAAUCUAUGUUAUAUGUGAAUUAUUUAUUAUAAAUUUAACAUUCUGUGACUGCUUUAUCUGUUUGAGUGUAAGCGACGAAAAUGUUCCAGAGAAAUUUUUAAAUGUUUUACUUUAAUAAGAUUAAUUUUAGUAAACAUUUCUAGUUGUUCAUUGUAACCGAUUUAUCUUGAUGCACUGUAAGUAAAAGGAAUCAUUUACUCUUGAAAUGCGACUGAUGUAGAUAACUUAGGAUGUUCAUAUAAAAAUACCUGUUUAGAAGGGUAAAAUACAUACACUGUCUCUGUUGGUGGUACAUCUUAUUAAAAUGAAUAUUAGAAAGCAUUUCUUUUUGAGGGAAUAUGACUUAGCAUUACCCCUCUCUCUACAUAGUCUGGCAGUAUAAAUACAAAUAUUUACCAUAUAAUCCUGGAAUAAGUAUGAAUUAAUGCUACCAAAAUCUGUAUUAAAUAAUGUUUGAAAUGCUAAAUAUGGUCAUUAUAGUAACUAGUUUUAGUUUUUAAAAUUUUACUAUAUCAAAUUGUUUCUAAUCAAAAAUUUUGUUUUACUUAAUUGAGAUAGUGUACGUUUUUAAUUAUUAGUCUCUAGUAUUGUUAGUUUUUGAAACAAAUAUAUAAAAUGAAUCAUACUUGGAAAUAAGAAAUUAUCAUUUAGAUUAAUUCUUUUUUAUCUAUCCAGGUUCAUUCCUUAUAGUUUAUGUUUUAGUUUGGUUUCAUGUCUAGCAAAUGUUUGCUUGAUACACUUAAGUUCAGUGUAAUAUGUUGAGGCAAUUAAAAGGAUUAAAUAAGAAAUAUUUAGGACAUUGAUCUUAUAUACUUAAAAUCUGACAAAUGUGAAUUAAGCAUAGUCAUGGUAGGAGGGCUUCUGUUUGAUUUUUCUUGUUUUUGUUGAAGUGUAUUUUUUUAUUUUGUUUGGGGGUGAGAAACGCAGUUAUAUGGGUUAGGCUUCGAGGUCUGAAGUCUGGUGUGUAUAGUUGAGCAGUCAUGGUUAACUUAGAAAAUUGGUCUGAGAAGCUUUGCACUUUGGUCACAUAAGUGCGCAUGUACAAAGUUGGCUUACUAGAUCAAAAUUUGCAGCUACAAAUUAUCUGAGAAAUCUUCUGAGGGGUGUGAUGUAUUAUUCCAAAUGACUUAUAUUCUCAAAUGCUUUAAAAUACUUGGGUUAUCUCAAGAUGUUUAAAGCUAAUAAAAUAAGUAGAAACACUUAAAGGCCAGCAAAUGGUGAAUUCUAGUUACAUAAAAAGAACCUAAAAAUGUGUUUGUGUCUAUAACAGUGUUAGACCAACAUUUAGUUUCUACCUCCCCAAUGUUAUAAAUGUUCAUUUUUGUUUUUGUAAAUCCUAUUACUGUAAGCAAUAGAGUUUGCCUAGUUGAUUAAAUUAAUGGAACCAAUUAAAUAAUUAGUAGCUUUUUAUAAUACUAGGGUAAACUUGAAAAAUUGUUUUUGGUGGAAUUUUUAUCUAUGGUUGGAACAUUUUCAUAGAAUGAUGAAUAAUUAAUACUCUUGAAUUUUUUUUUUCUUUCUGCCUUCUAAAGUGCAGCAGUAUGUAUCUGUAGAAUUGUGGGAGGAGCUAAGAUAAUUUUUCUUCCUUCCUCCAUGUUCUUCAAACUAUUUGGAAUAGAGAUUCACUGAACCAUUGCUGACAGACCAUGCAUAGCUUCGAGCUGUGACACUUUUGUGGUUUAGAGAGGUUCAUAUAGAAGUGAAUGUAACCAGGAAAAAAGGCACUCAUGUUAGCUCCAGGAGUGUGCAGUGGAUCUUGGGAACAAGUAAGAUAUUUAAUGUAUAGCCCCCACUCUUUUGGCUAGAUUUUGAGUGUUGUGAUGCUUCUACUUCCUGUAUAGGUUUUUAGGAUCUUCAUGCAGGCUAGCAAUAGGGUUCAAAUUGUUACCCUUUAUAUUGACCAUUUAAGAGAUUGUAAAGGAGGGUAAACCUCAACAGUGCUCUAAAAUCAGCUCUCUAAAAUUUGUCCAGUGGCUUGCUGAGAUAUCUGUUGCCUUUUUUAUGUUAAGCUGAGGAACUUGAAUGCCUUACCCAGUCAACUGGUAGUAAACUUAUUUUGUAUAUAUGAAAAUGGCUGUGAGAAGUGGCAUUCAUGUAUAUUCAAUGUUAGUAGACCACAGUGGCCUGGAUGCUUUAAUGAGCAAAAUUCCACAAUUUCUUUCUUUCUUUUUUUUUCCUUUCAUAUUUUUAUGAUCUUACCUGACCAGUGAUGAUUUUUUCCCUCCUAACCCCAUGCUACUACCAUUUCUGGAUAUCUAAGAGAUGUGGUAGUAAGUUAUACUGUUCACAUGAUCGCCUGAGAUCAAUAUGAGCACAAAAUUCAUCAACUAGGUCUGCCUGGAAUGUAUAUAAAACAGUGUAAAUAAAAAUUUGUAAAUUAGUGUGGAUUGUAUCUUGCAUAUGAGAUUGUGUAUUGUUUUGCAUUCUCUCCCCUUUUGUAGAAUUUUUUUCUGUAAGGAAAUGAUCUAGCUUAUUGGUUGUAGACUGGAAAUAGCCAACAGUUUGGACUACACAGUGAAAUCACAAGACCUGGACAUAGGGUUUAUUGGCUUUGGUUAAUGUUAGUACUUAUUUAUUUAGCCUCUCAGUGCCUAAUAAGACUUUUCUUCAUUUUUUAGUCAGCUUUUAUUUUUUGUGAGGUAUGACUCCUGAAAGCAGUGUAUUUAUACACUGUUACAUUAAUAGAGCUCCACUCUUUGAGUCAUGAGUCUGUGCUAAAGGAAAUUAAAAAUAUAAUUUAAUGGUUGUAAACCGAAGUAUUAUCUUUUCCCAUUUCAGGGUUGUUAACAAUUUCCUAUAAAAAAGUCUUGAAAUUUUAUAUAUCUCAGUAUAUGUCUAAAUCCCACGCAUUCAAAAGAUAGGACAAAUAAUAGCUUUUAGUUUAUCUUAAGCGUAUCUCAGAUGAGUUCUCUAAAUUUAAAGUUGUUCAUUAUUGGAAUGUAAAAGACAGAAAAGACAUAGAUAAUCUUUUAAUGACAACUAUUUCUAGUUUUUGCUGAACGAAAAAUAUUUGAUGUCAUAUGUACAAGUCACUAAAAUUUCCACAUUUAAAGAAAAAGAAGUUCCCCCAAACUCGCAAAAGUUAAAAGCCUUCACUUUUAAAAUGAUACAGAUAUUUCCUUUUUACAUUAUACAGAAGCUUUCUAUAUCAUUUUAUGAAUUGUUUUUUGCAUGUUGUAAAUGAAAAUAUGAUCAGUUUCAUUUUCUGCUUUAGAUUGCUUUUAAUAACAUACUGCAUUCCAAAGUUACAUGGACUUAGGCUUUUACUAAUCAGUCAUUGAAUGGAUAGACAAAGUUAACAGUGGUUUAUGCUAGGAGAAUUUUGUUAUUGGAAGCAGCUUGCCCUACUUUACACAGAAGGGAAAUGCUAGUAAUUAUUAUGCACAGAAAAAAAAGAAUCAUAAGUAUGUGGUAAAGCAGCUUUAUCCUUAUUUCAAAAUUGAUCUGCUUUAUUUUUUUUUUUUUUCAUUAGAUUUUAGAAUGUUCUUUUACUGGGGAUUUAGUUACAUAUUAAGGCCAUUGGUUUUGAUUCUUUUUAAAAAGAAGACAUUAUAUUAAACCACCCUUUUUUCUUUUUUAUACCACUGUGUGUCAUUACAGUGUCAUGUCUUGGGUGUGAUGUCUUUGAACAGAAAAGUGUACCAAUUAUUUUAAAUGAAUUUUCCUCCGUCUUUGAAGCUCAGUCUAUAAAUGUGUUGCUAUAAAAGAAAAUACUUGGCUUUGUAUUACUUAAAUAUUUGAAAAUGAAAUUAAGAGGAUAUAUUACAUAGUGCAUUAGAUUUUUCUGAACAGAGUUUUUAUGCUAUAAAUUUUCUGGAUUAUAAUUUGAAAUGAAAUGAAUAUCUGAACUAUUUGCAUGGAAAAAAUAAUGAUAGUGCUUAUAAGCACUAUAAACUUUUUUGAGUUUGAGGCAUCCAAAAUUCAAGUUUUUAGUUCAUUUUUCUCCUGAAAUUUCCUUUGUCUUUUCUGUACUUUAUGAACUUGCUAUAUUACCGAUGUUAUAAAACAGCAGGGUUAAAGGAUUCAUUCUGAAUCCUAUACCUUUUCUAGUUAUGAAAAAAUUACUUUCUAAAAUAUUCUUAAUUUCAUUUUCAUUAAUUAACAUAUUAUCCAUUAAUGGUAUUUUGAAUACCAUUAAUCAUUUUAAUAAAACGCCUCUGUUUGCAAAAAUUGAAAACACUACAUGUUCUAUUUGAACAGAUUAGUGAAGAAUAAGAAGAAAACUAACUGAUUGGAAUUGUUGGCAUUCCAUUAGUUGAAUUUAAAAACUCAGAAUGAGGGAACUUUCAGAGAUAGGUUGAAACCCAAUGGUGUCCAUGUAAACUAGAUCCUGUGGCCUAGAAAAGACCCCCAAAAGCAGUAGAGGAGAUGAGAGUGUCAACUUGCCAUGAUUGUGGUUGUGGUUGUGGUUGUGGUGUGCUUGCUACUUAAUUAUAGGUAGUGACACACUGAAAUUUCUAUUGUCCAGUGAUCCAAAGUAGUUUCCUAUAUUUACCUGUAUUAAAGUAACUAUAAAUUAAUGUUUUUGCAGAUAGGAAACUUUCUGGUUGUACUCUUUAGGAGCUUUUGUAUAGCUGGAUAAGUUUCCAUGAUAAGAAGUAUUUGAUUUUUAAAAUAAAAACUGUGAUUAUAAGGAAGAAGACAUGGCAUUAUUCUAUAUGUUUAAAUGGUAAUGUCCUUAUUCACUUUCAGAAGAAAAAAUGAAAUGAAUAACUGUCAGUGCAUUAGCUAUAUGUUGAAUUGGGAAAGUGUGGCAUAAAGCUUAAAUUUGUGUUUAUCAAAUGUGAACCAUAGUAGUUUAAUGCUGCUUUGUAUAUACUGUAAGUGCUACAAAUAGUCACAGCACUGAAAAUGUAUUGAUACCUCUCAAAUGAAUGCAAUUUUUGAUGUAGGUGUUUUGACAUGCCUCAGAAAGUAUCUGAGUGUCUGAGAAUUUGUUAAUCUGUUUAGUAAUGAAGAUACUUCCUGUUUUUUUUUGUUUCAUAUUUUCAUGUUUAGAAUUUAAUUUUUACUACUGUUAAUUUAAGUAAAAUUUGUUUUGUGGGUAAAAUGGGGUUGCCAGUGAAGAAAAUUAAGAGUAGCCUCAUUCAUGUAACUGCUUAAGUAAAAAUACAUUUUUGGUAUGUGUUCACAAACUUAAUGAAGCGGUUUGUAUUUCUGUUUAAAUAUAAGUGAUGUUUAGGCUUUAUUUCUGUUUCAUUAGGCUUUUUGCCAUUGAUUAAAUGAAGGAAUGUAUCUUUUUGAAGAGAUUUAUAUUCUGUAAAUAAAAAUUGAUUGUAACAAUAAAGUUGGGUUCUAACUACA